ACGCUUCACUCCAGGCCCCGCCCCUCGCGGUUCGGCGUACACUACUAUCAAAACUGUAAGCACUGGUAAGUAGCGAGUAUUGACCCCUGAAAUCUCUACCACGAUUCAGGAUCACCGACUCACGAAGCUAUGUCUAUGAAUCGCUCUUCCUCCGUGACCUCCAUCUCUCUGCUUGAGAUUAAAGCUGAGAGUCGUCUUGUUCUCCAAGCUUUCCUCCAUCGAACACUGUCUGUCCCAUUUCUGGAGCGGCCAGGCAGAGUAGGAGGUGCUUACAAGGAUGACAACAAGUACAGUGCUAUCGUCAAUCCAGAACCAAAAGUAAAAGACGGAUGGGAUUCUCAAGCAGAAGAUCAAUGCGCAGGAGACGAGAAGAAGGGAUUUAAGGACUUCCUAAAGCAGCUGCCUCGGCGCAAUACUGUGCGCACUUCUGCAAAAGAUGGGAAAGGUUCUUUUGAAAAGGACAGCAAGCCCAUACCACCAAACAUCAAAGAGCUAUCAGAGGAAGAUCUUUUGUCUCCUUCCUCGACAUCUGAAGAGGAUGACAGUGACAGGAAACAGAGCAAGAAAUUGGACAAAAAGAAGAUCAAAAAGAGCAUUUCCAAAAUGUUCAAGCUUAAGAGUAAGGAAAGUUGGGAGAAAGAGAGGGAGAAGAAGAAAGAGAAACCUGUAUCUCAACCUCAGAGGCCUUCCACAUUGCCAUUUGACAAAACCACUGAGCCAGAACCAAGCCUUGUUUCUCCAAAUCAUCCUCCUGCGUUCUAUCAUGAAGUGGCAGAGAAGUUGGAAAAAAUUGCCCAGAGGUCUGCCAGUACAAAGAGGCUGAGCCCCACUCCACCGCAGGCUCCCUCAGUUACGGAUGACAAAGAGCAAGUGGUGAAGCAGCUUGUUCAAGUGCUGUCUGCCGAGGCAGAUUCUAUCAACAAUAAGAUCGAAAUGGACCCAUUUCUGCGCUCCAGUUUGUCUCGCCUAUCAUACACGUCUUAUGUCAGGCUUCUUGACACUGUCAGCAGCACUCAGUUAUCGCAAGUUCCACUCCUCCUGCCGACUGCGAGCCCAACGUUACGCCGCAUGGCCGUCACCAUGGAGGUGUCGAGGCGGAUAGUGACGGCUACUGGUGUGCAUCGCAUGCAAGGGUACGCAGAGUGCUACAUGGAGACGUUUGCCCACUGGUUAAAGAGCCAAGGGGGAUGGGAGAGUGUGGUAGAUAUGAAGGAUCCUGUGGAAUACGACUGAAGAGAAGUGUUUCCCUUUUUUUUUUAUUUUACUGAAGAUGACUGUGCCAUGGAGUGUCUUGAAGAAGUCUCAUUACAUCAUUUUAUCCAUCUAAGUUAUUGCUUUUUACUGUCAACAUUUACUCCACAACUUGGUUUUAUUGUUGAAUGAGACUGAAAAUGUUUGAGGAAUUAUGGAAUUACAUAAGUCGCUGAUGGUGUGUUGGCACACUCACCUGACUUAUGUGCGGGCAGCGUAGGAUUGGUUUCCGCUCAAUGACGGAGUGUAUGGUUGUUCGUCCCAACAUGUGCCCUGUGGCUGACUGCCGACCAGUUCAGGGGUUAUUCCGCCUUUCCUCCAAAGUCAGCUGGGAUAGGCUCCAGCAAUUCCCGUGACGCUCUUCAGGAUAAUCGGUGUUGAAAAUGGAUGGAUGGUAUUACAUAUGUUCCUGCUGACAACCGACAGUGAAUGACUGUUUAAAUUCAAAGGCCGUUCUGGAACCUGGAAAGGAAAAGUGCCAAUAAGUUACAGGAUCUAAUGCGGUGGUCGGCAACACGCGGGUCUUUAGCGACAUUUAAUGGCUCCCUGGGCCUUUAUAAAAAAUGUUUGAAAAUUGAAAAAGAUUUUGAUUGUUGGCUAAUAUAGCUCAAAUAGAUAUACAGUAGACACAUGUUGCGGCUCAGAAAACGGAGAGCUGUGGUGUUGGUUUUUUUUAAAAACGUACACUUUAUUUAUGCUUUUAACAGUUUCGACAAACACAGUCACGUCUGCGUUUGACUCCGUGCCUUCUCUCUUCUCGUUCAACUCGAGAGGCGUUCAAAGACAGCCACUGAAAAACGGGAAUUCAUGAUGACUUCACUGACACUAAGAAAAGUGAAAAAAAUGCGCCAAAAUGAAAAAUCAAGAGAGGAAAUCACAAAAUAAAUUGUAUGGGGGUGUUUGUGAACACACAACAAAGGAAUGAAUAACAUUAACAAUUCUGAGACAGUCCAGUCUCCUACAUACAUACAGCAUGUGUUAAGAUAAAGAAAACCUUUAUUAGUCUCGCAAUGGAGAAAUUCCAGAUUCACAGCAGCAAAGUUAUGAAAGGAAGAAGUAGAACAACAAAAAAUAGGAGCUGCUGGAAAGGCAGCCACUCUCGCGGCGCCAUUUUGAAGUCAAAAUAACAAAAAUAACACAAGACAACACAUAGGACAGAGACAGUCGUGCAAUCUUCACCACAUUUCUGCAUACACUUUGUUGUCUGAAGCAGUUAUAGAUUAAAGAGGAGAGGAUCAAAGUGUCCUUUCACCAGUGGAUCAGAGACAUCAUGCUGAAAAUGUGCACACGUCUGCUACAAGCAAAGUUUUGAAAGCAAACACGAAGCUGUAGCGUCCAUUGACGAAAAGAGAUUAGUUCACUUCUCCUGUCCCACAUAAUCCGCUUCAAACUCCAAGCCGCGACUCCCAGCUCCAAAUCCGCAUUGGCACUCCGCGCCAACGCUCCUUUCUUCUCAUCGUCGGCUCCUCAAGACCUCCAUCCAUCCAGCCGCAGACCGUUCAACAGCACCGAUCUCUCCGCUGAACAAAGCGGGGCUGUGAAAAAUGCUGCCCAUUACAGGCGCAAGACACAAGCGCCCCGUGACUUGUGUUUCCUUCAGCUACGUUUUAUAGAAGGCUUUUCUUUUUGUCCUAUAUUGCUCUUUCAACAUUUUGGGUUGCCGACCCAGGAUCUAAUGAAACUACAUUUUUUGGGCGGGCAUCAAGUGUUGAGUGAGUUUUCUUUUGAUGAUGCGCACAAACUAUUUGCAACUGCUUUAUUUAACCGUAACACCUUCAUGAAGAGCAAAAUGCUGAAUACUACCUCCAUCGAGUGUGUGACUAUUUAAAGAUGCGAGCUAAGCAAAAGUUUACGGUUGACUCUGUUCCCAUCUGUACAAACACUCAGGCAAUUAAUGUUUUUUUUUUUUAUGUAGCUUCAAUGGAUGUUUUCAGAACAUCAAACCCUUGUAUGUAUUGAAUCAUGCAUCGCUGUGCACCAAAGUUUUUCUAUUGUAUAGGAUUAGUUUUGAAAAUGUUAAUAUGUGAAAUAAGUUAAUCAAUGUCUAUCUUUGGCUCCUCUGGGAUCAGAGGAUUUUAUUGUUACGUUGUUACUUUGAAUAUUUGUGGGUAGAAUUUUCCACAUACAACAAAUUCUGUUGUCCACUACAAAUGGGAAGUUCUCUGAAAUGAAUACUGGAUGUGGUUACUGUGUUUAUAUUUGCAAUAUUGCAAAAGGGGGGGGGGG
Hippocampus zosterae (dwarf seahorse) is the source of this 3477-nucleotide messenger RNA. It is a transcript of the gene bcl2l12, whose product is annotated as BCL2 like 12. NCBI's taxonomy places the organism in Eukaryota, Metazoa, Chordata, Actinopteri, Syngnathiformes, Syngnathidae. The transcript has 8 exons. The record is from RefSeq and is a predicted model, not a curated record. Bases 130 to 1233 code for a protein of 367 amino acids.